Messenger RNA from Penicillium waksmanii, 1665 nucleotides. RefSeq lists its product as uncharacterized. Gene Ontology annotation, biological process: transmembrane transport. The transcript has 4 exons. The coding region runs from base 1 to 1665 and encodes 554 amino acids. The record is from RefSeq and is a predicted model, not a curated record. NCBI's taxonomy places the organism in Eukaryota, Fungi, Ascomycota, Eurotiomycetes, Eurotiales, Aspergillaceae. Gene Ontology annotation, molecular function: transmembrane transporter activity.
AUGAAUUCUCCAGGAACAAACUACGAGGAUAACAGUAUCGGUGGCAUCGCAGCAAGCACAGAUGUCAGGGGCAAGGCCGCAGACUCAUAUACUCUGUUAAAACAGGAUGCAUUGAUGUUAUUGGCUCUCGCAUGCCUAAGCUUGAUGGCUGCUUUAGAUGGAACUUCCAUUUCCGUGGCCUUACCAGUUAUAUCUGAAGAGUUGAAUGCCUCCACAAUUGAAGCUUUCUGGAUUGGAACUUCCUUCCUGGUUUGCUCUGCAGUGUUCCAACCAGUGUUUUCUUCGUUUUCUGAUUUGUUCGGCCGCAAACCAUUUGUUCUCCUCGCGAUAACUUUGUUUUUUAUUGGAGCAGUCGUGGCUUGUAUUGCUAAUGAUACUCUGCACAUGUUCAUUGGCCGAUCACUUCAAGGUGUUGGGGGAGGUGGAAUAAUCACAUUGACAUCAAUCGUCAUCGCGGACAUUGUUCCUCUCCGACAUCGAGGAAAAUAUUUGGGAAUGCUCGGUGCAAUUUGGAGCUUGGGAACGGUAAUAGGACCGGUUGUCGGGGGUUGUUUUACGCAAAAGGCUUCAUGGCGCUGGGUAUUUUACAUCAAUUUACCAUUUAUCGGGAUUGGGUUGAUAUUGGUCGCAUGGUCGUCGAGCUUUCGGACCGGCAAGAUAUCCGUCUCUAGCCAUUGGAGAAAGAUAGACUUCAUUGGGAUUUUUCUAUUCACCGCCAGCACAGCAUCUUUUUUAAUCCCAUUAUCCUGGGGAGGUAUAUUAUAUCCAUGGGAUUCAUGGCAUACAUUGACCCCUUUGAUUACUGGUACAAUUGGUUUAUGCACAUUUGGAGCAUUCGAGUGCCGUAUUGCUAUACAUCCAAUCAUUCCACCAGCGAUCUUCAGCAACCGAACUGCGUUGAUCUUAUUCACGGAAUGUAUAGCUCUUGGGUUGAUGAUCUGGUGUUGCCUUUACUUCCUCCCGCUCUAUUACGCUGCCGUGAAAGGGUUGGGUCCCAUCAUGACUGGAGUUGCUCUGUUCCCCGAAACCUUCACAGUCGCUCCAGCUGCAGUUGUUAUUGGGCUUCUCAUUAACUAUACAGGCCAGUACUACUACAUUAUAUGUAUUGGAUGGUUUCUUUCUACCAUUGGAAUGGGUCUUUUGUGUUUGCUCAAUACGAAUACUAAAACGAUUGUGUGGAUAUUCUUGAACCUGGUACCCGGACUUGGCCUGGGAAUGAUCCUUCCUGCAGUCGCACUGGCCAUCCAGGCCUCAGCGAAACCAGAGAACCUUGCAAUUUCGGUGGCCAUGUCAACUUUCUUUCGAGGUUUUGGACAGUCAAUCGCGGUGGCGAUAGGUGGUGUGAUCUUCCAAAACCGGAUGAAAAGCAACCUCCUCAAAUAUCCCGCCUUAGAGACUUUGGCAGAGGAGUACAGUAGUGAUGCGGCUACUGUCGUACAGACUAUCCAGCGAAUGGAGGAUGGGCAAGUGAGAAUUGAUCUUCAGCAAGCAUAUGCCGACAGUCUCAAAAUCGUGUGGGCUUUUUGUUGUGGUCUCUCCGGGUUAAUAUUAUCAAUGAGCAUUUUCACCAAGUCUUACGAUUUGAAUCGAGUAUUGGUUACCAAACGAGACUCCAGGGAAGAGAAUGCGUCAAAAGAAGGGAACCGAGCUGCUGAAAAUUGCUAG